Anopheles moucheti is the source of this 1121-nucleotide messenger RNA. RefSeq names its product N(G),N(G)-dimethylarginine dimethylaminohydrolase 1. The transcript has 5 exons. Bases 302 to 1114 code for a protein of 270 amino acids. The record is from RefSeq and is a predicted model, not a curated record. NCBI's taxonomy places the organism in Eukaryota, Metazoa, Arthropoda, Insecta, Diptera, Culicidae. Gene Ontology annotation, molecular function: amino acid binding; dimethylargininase activity. Gene Ontology annotation, biological process: positive regulation of nitric oxide biosynthetic process; arginine metabolic process.
UUUAGAAUAGUACAAUUUUGGGUCUUCUGGUUAGAAAGGCAGCUCAACGCUCAAUCGAUUAGUUAAGUGCAAAACGUAGGGUGCGUCCAAUGUCGGUGUUUGUCGUUUUGAAUGUGUGUUUUUAAGUUGUGUGUAUGUUCUUUCCCUUCCAAUAAACACGCUAUCCCGUAAGAUUAAAGUGUCCAGCGUUGUUUUGUAUAUUAAAUGUGCUUAUAGUACCCCAUUACGGUAGCUCUAACUCUCCAUCAUUUGCCCAGUGUCCGUACUAAUUUGGUCCGCGUAAGAGCAUAUUUAGUUAGGCAUGGCGUCAUGCUUCCGCUAUACACACGCAAUCACUGCCAGAAUUCCAUUAUCGUUAAGAACACGUGGAGAAAUCGAUCUGGAGGAGGCCAAACUGCAGCAUGAAAGUUAUGUGAAAAUGCUACGUGAUCUGGGACUGGAUGUGAUAGAACUGCCACCGGAUGAAAAUCUACCUGAAUGUCCGUUCGUCGAAGACUGUGCCGUAGUUUGUAAUGGAAUAGCAUUAAUUUGUCGACCCGGCGAUCCUCAUCGGAUGCAGGAAGUCGAGGCAGUACGGGCUGUACUAAAGAAGGAACUGGAUCUUCCCUUAGCCGAAAUAGCCGAUCCGAACGCUAGGCUGGACGGGGGCGAUGUACUCUUUACUGGGCGAGAAUUUUUCGUUGGUCUCAGUAAGUGGACCAACGAAGCGGGUGCUCGUGCAGUAGCGGCCGCCUUUCCCGAGUAUCCUUGCGUGCCGAUAAAGGUCUCCGAACACCAUCAUCUCAAGUAUUAUGUGUCCAUGGGUGGGCCCGACGUUCUCUGUGUGAGCCGCAGCAAGGAAUCGCAAGAGAUCUUGAAACGGAUCGAAAGAGAAGCCACUUUUACAUACCACACGCUGACACUGCAGGAAGAGGCAGCUGCUAAUGUGCUGUACAUCAACGGCACGCUUGUCACAAGAUCCGUCGAUGAAAUUCCAAUAUCAACGCAGAUUUUAUCGCAGAAAAUCGACAAUCCACGCCAGAUGCUGUACAUGUCCGAACUGGGCAAGUUUUCCAACGGGCUUACUGCUUGCUCCAUUUUGGUGAAACGUUCCAAGCACAUUAAAAGUCUGUAAGCGUUAU